This is a messenger RNA of Pseudomassariella vexata, 1206 nucleotides long. RefSeq lists its product as uncharacterized. NCBI's taxonomy places the organism in Eukaryota, Fungi, Ascomycota, Sordariomycetes, Amphisphaeriales, Pseudomassariaceae. The record is from RefSeq and is a predicted model, not a curated record. Bases 1 to 1206 code for a protein of 401 amino acids. The transcript has 2 exons.
AUGCCAAAGACACCAUCUAAACAGCGAAAGGGCUCACUGCGCCCUUGUGGGCACCCGGAAUGCGGCCACUAUUCCUGCCUGCGAACACCAUCCUCAAGAGGAGACGCCGGUCCCUCUUCAACAGCUCCCAGUGGUCGGUACAUCACGAGCCCCAAAAGCUCGCCUCCUCCCUUUCCUCCCUCGUCUUCUUCUGGCCAAACAGGCCGUGUAACUCGCAGCAUGUCUGGUCGCCAGCAGCUGCUUCUUCCUUCUCCGCCAGUGGUCACUAGUAACAACGAAGACAGCACUGUCCUCCCUGCUCCUCUUGCUGGCCAAGCAGGCCGUGUAACUCGCAGCAUGUCUGGUCGCCAGCAGUUGCUUCCUCUUCUUCUGCCAGUAAGCGCAGUUAACAAUGAAGAUGCCACCAUCAUUCCCGCUUCUUUUCCCGGUGGGGCGACCAAUGAAAAGUCAUCUCAAGUUCCAGUCUUCCCUCCCACACUAGAGGGAGUGGAGCGUCGCUGGGUCCACCAGAACGCCCUCAGCAACCAACCUUUGAACGAGAAGCUCAAGAAGGUCCUCUCAUACAUAAUCAUCCACGUCGUCAAAGGUGCAGCCAAGGACCGAUACGUCCGCUGGGAGAUCACUAACCCAAAGUUCUGGUCUGCUCUUCAGCUGCAAGACCCUGCUGCCUCUGCCCUGGCAUCCGCUCCAAAGGAGAGGAUCAAGGAUGUCUUCGUGGAGAUCACUUGUGGGGGUCCUUUUGACAUAUUCUUGAGCCGGCUCUCAAAUGAUCGCAGGCGGGUUUCUGGCCUCUUCGUCCAAUUGUAUGGCGAUGAGAACGAGGUCCCUUGCCGCUCUUGUACUAAGCGCCUGGUUGGCUCUGAAACUGGUGGCCAUUGUGGUAUGUGGCCCAUGUUCGGCUGUCGAUCGAUCCCCGGGGCCUUCGGCAAUGCGUGUGGUAACUGCGUAGCCAUGGUCGAGGGUGAGAAGUGUACUUUUCGUGAUGAAAAGUAUGACCAUCUCCGUGCCUCUUCAAAGAGGGAUCCUCCUCUUGUGAGCGACCUCUCUGCUUCCAAUUCCCCUACAGUCAUGCUCUUUAACCUGUAUGCAUUCAAACGACUCUACAGUCGGUACAAAGAACAUAUCGCCCAGGCUGGUGGCAACGAACGAGGGGCUCAGAGAGCCAAAGGAAAUUCUGGUGGGCAGGGCAAGGUGUUCUGGGGAUGA